Dracunculus medinensis (Guinea worm) is the source of this 231-nucleotide messenger RNA. NCBI's taxonomy places the organism in Eukaryota, Metazoa, Nematoda, Chromadorea, Rhabditida, Dracunculidae. The record is from the annotation of a GenBank genome assembly.
AUGUGUGGCCGAAUAGUACCAAUCCAUUUGGCUUUUUCUCUAAAUCUUUAUGAGUGUAGAAAUUUGAAAAAAGCGCGGCCCAUGGCGGGCGUACCGAUUGGUUUCGCAGGGUUAAUCCCAAAUAUCGAAAUGCAGAGUUCCAAAUCUGUCAGAGAGGGUCGAAGCUGGACUGUCGGGUUGGUACCAAACUGUGACGAGCAUGGGAUCACGGUAUUUUGUAAACGAGGAUGA